Aptenodytes forsteri (emperor penguin) is the source of this 1611-nucleotide messenger RNA. It is a transcript of the gene CDCP2, whose product is annotated as CUB domain containing protein 2. The coding region runs from base 1 to 1611 and encodes 536 amino acids. The record is from RefSeq and is a predicted model, not a curated record. Lineage: Eukaryota; Metazoa; Chordata; Aves; Sphenisciformes; Spheniscidae. The transcript has 6 exons.
AUGGGGUGCAUGGGGGCGGGCUGCCUGGCGGUGCUGGCGGUGCUGUGUGGGGCUCUCGGGGAUGCUCCCAGCAGAGGCAUCAAAUGCGGGGGGGUGCUUUCAGCACCCUCUGGCAAUUUCUCCAGCCCCAACUUCCCGGGGCCAUACCCCUACGAGACAGAGUGCACGUGGCUGAUCGUGGUGGCCGAGGGCUCCUCCAUCCUGCUCUCCUUCAGCCACUUCGAGUUGGAGUACCAUGCCGCCUGUGCCUACGACUACCUCCAGGUCUACAACGGGGCUGCCCGGGAUCAGGGCAACCUCCUGGGCACCUUCUGCGGCCACAGCCCCCCGCCACCCUUCUCCUCCGCCUGGCAUGUCAUGGCCAUCGUCUUCCGCUCUGACCGGCAUGUGGCCAAGCGCGGCUUCGCCGCUGCCUACCAGAAAGAUGCCUGUGGUGGGCAGCUGACAGGGCUGUCCGGGGAGAUCACCAGCCCCCGCUACCCCGAGAGCUACCCCAACGAAGCCGAGUGCCGCUGGCGCAUCGGGGGGGCUGGUGGCCCCCUCACACUGGUGUUCACCGACUUCCAGGUGGAGGGGGGCCAGGGCUGCACCUUCGACUACGUGGCCCUUUUCGAUGGCCCCACCGCUGCUGCCCCCCGCCUGGGACGCUACUGCGGCAGCGCCCGCCCACCUCGCACCGUCUCCUCUGCCCCGCACCUCCUCAUCCUGUUCAAGUCGGACUUCAACAUUGGCGGCAGGGGCUUCAAGGCCCAUUUCUACUCGGGCGAGUGCCAGGAGGUGUUCACCACCAUCAAAGGGAAUCUCUCCAGCCCUCGGUACCCCAACUUCUACCCCAACAACCUCAAGUGCCAGUGGAGCAUUCGGCUGCCCCUGCGCUACCGGGUCAAGGUCUUCUUCUUGGACAUGGAGCUGGAGGGCCGGAGCAGCCUGACAGGCGGCUGCGACUAUGACCACCUGGCCGCCUUCGAUGGUGGUGCCGAGAACGGGUCCUUGCUGGGGCUGUGGUGCGGGCGGGAGACCCUGGCGCCCAUCACCUCCCGCAGCAACCAGCUGCUGCUGGUCCUCCACACCGACCGCAACACGGCCAAGAGGGGCUUCUCCAUCACCUACGUGGGAGUUGUGCCCAUGAACGUCAGCUGCACCCGGACGGAAUUCCACAUCCAGAUCCCUGUGCAGUCCCUGGCCCAGCUGGAGAGGAAUAGGAUUUAUUUGGGGACCCCCUCCUGUGCAGCCCAGGUGGUUGGCGGGAACUUUAAAAUACACACCAGGUUCGACACCUGCAGCACCGAAUCCCAGAAACGCAACAACACAUCUGUCAUUGUCAGCACCCUCUACAUCGAUUUUUCGGUGGGCAACCAGGAGGACAUCCACCAGUACGAGGUGCAGUGUGAGCCAAAGAGGAAGGAAGCCUCGGUGACCCUCAUCGCUGGCCCUGACCCGUCCAGGCUCAGCCAGGCAGAAAACCUGGUAGAUGCCCAACAGCAGGACAGGGGAGCAAUGGACGCCCGCGAAAUCAAGAGCCAGGACACCAGCGACAUCGUCUUUAUCAGCAUCUGCAUCCUGGCCGGGCUCCUCAUGGUCAUCGCGGUGGUGGGGCUCGUGCUUCUGUAG